ACCUCGCUCCACACUACAGUACUCUGCAGAAUUUGCCCAAAAAACUUGUGUUGCUCUGCUUCAGUUCUCGAUUUAGGGGAAAAUAAGGCUUUCUUCUUGUGUGAGGUUCAUGUCUCGUUGUUUGGUGAUCAUUUAACCAAAUUUUGAUUCCAUAUGGCUGCCACAUGAAACAGAAAUUCCCAAACAAAUACUGGUUGAUGAUUUGCCAGUAUGAGUAAGUUGUUAGAGUUUGGGAGGAGGAUGCUAUUUUAUGUCCGGGUGAUGUCAGGGUAUGAAGAACGAAAAAUCCGAAACUUUAGGCACCGGCUUGAGAAUCAUCUCCAACAGGCACAAGCAAGGAAGGCAGCCAUAAAUAAAGUACCUGAGCAGAUUAUUUUAUCUGAGGUUCGUCGCAUGAUUCAAGACAUGCAAGCUUUGAACAAGCAACUAGAACAAGCAGAGGCAACCAUUGAAGAAUAUUUCAAGCCUCUUGACAAGGAAGCGGAGGCUGUAAUGAAAAUGCAACUAGAAGGUGAAGAGAGAAGCUCAAAUAUGAUGAUAGAAGCACUGCAGCAACAUGCUGCACUGAAACAAGCCAAAACAGAAAAAAUUGCAAACAUGCAACAAAUAGACCAAUCGGAAAUCAACCCGCAGGAAGCCGAGAUUUUGACGAAACUUAUAGGAGGAGACGAGAAAUCCUUAAAGGAGAUGAUGGAAUCAUUGCAGCAAGAACUUGUGCUUGAGAAAGCUAAUGCAGGUGAUAGUGGAAGUGUGCAUGAAGUAGACAGUUCCCGUGGCAACACUAAGUAAUCUGAAUUAAAUUUUGAAAUUUGAAAUGCUUUUUUUGGCUUGGCUGUUGAAAAUAUUGAUCAUCCUUGGGGAAUUGAAUUAAAUCAAGGCAGAACUAGGGCAGAUUUGUAGUUUAUUUGUAUUACUUUGUUGGAAUAUUUGAAUAAAAAUUACGUCUUAUAUGUUAUGGUCAUGUGAGCUUGUUUGUGAGCUAUGGUUAAAUAAUAGAUUAUCUUGUAUGUUUGCCUUGCUA
Molecule: messenger RNA, 1021 nt
Organism: Arachis ipaensis
Lineage: Eukaryota; Viridiplantae; Streptophyta; Magnoliopsida; Fabales; Fabaceae
Product: transcription factor IIIB
Source: RefSeq, a predicted model, not a curated record